Brassica napus (rape) is the source of this 1392-nucleotide messenger RNA. RefSeq names its product kinesin-like protein KIN-4C. The record is from RefSeq and is a predicted model, not a curated record. The transcript has 7 exons. Bases 1 to 1392 code for a protein of 463 amino acids. Gene Ontology annotation, molecular function: ATP binding; microtubule motor activity; microtubule binding. Lineage: Eukaryota; Viridiplantae; Streptophyta; Magnoliopsida; Brassicales; Brassicaceae. Gene Ontology annotation, biological process: mitotic spindle organization; microtubule-based movement.
AUGACCCAGUGUUACACACGUGUUCACGUAGGAUCUCAUACUUUUAUGUAUGAUUUUGUAUUUGGAAACGCUGGCUUACCUUCUUCUCAGAUCUACCACCGCUGCGUUGCUCCUCUUGUGGAAGAUCUCUUCAAAGGGUACAAUGCAACAGUUCUUGCUUACGGCCAGACUGCUUCAGGUAAAACAUACACCAUGGGCAUGGGUACUAACUGUGGAACAAGUGACGGCAUUAUACCAAAAGUAAUGGAAUAUGUAUUUACUAGAGUGGAGGCAGUCAAAUCUCAGAUACGAGUAUCGUUCCUUGAGAUUUAUAAUGAAGAGAUUUACGAUUUGCUUGCCUCAAACCCCCCGUCAAGAGCUCCAAUUAUAAUCAGAGAAACUGCUAGUGGAGAGAUAACUUUGCAAGGCGUUACUGAGGUAGACGUGAAGACUAAAGAGGAGAUGAGCUCGUAUCUAGCACGAGGCUCUUUCGCUCGUGCUAGUGGCAGCACAAACAUGAAUAUACAAUCAAGCCGUUCACAUGCUGUCUUCACAAUAUCUCUGCAAAUCACAACAGCUGAAGAAAUACUGUGUGCAAAGCUUCGUCUAGUUGACUUAGCAGGGUCAGAGCGUGCCAACCGAACAGGAGCUGACGGGAUGCGAUUAAAAGAAGGCCGCCACAUCAACAGUAGUCUUCUAGCUCUGAGGAAUGUGAUCAGUCUACUAGGAGAUGUGAGAAAGAGAAAGAAAGGAGCUCACGUUCCUUACCGCGUUAGCAAGUUAACUCGCUUGCUUCAGGAUUCUCUUGGAGGCAAGAGCAAAACCGUGAUGAUUGCUUGUGUAAGCCCAGCAAUUUCAGAUGUUGAGGAGACACUGAAUACGCUGAGGUAUGCAAAUUGUGCUCGAAAUAUUAAGAACCAAGCAGUGGUACAGAAGCAGAAGACGUAUGCACCAUCCUUUAUGUUCAAGGAGCUCACACCAUCAAAAUCGGAGGCAAAGAACAAAGCAGUGGUACAGAAGCAUAAGCCGUCUGUACCAUCAUUUGACUAUGAUGCUAUGUUCAAGGAGCUCACACCAUCGAAAUCGGAGUCUUUGCCGGUCUAUGACAAGCCUGUGUAUGAUAAGGAGGAUGUGUUCCAAGAUUUUUCUGAGCUUAAGAUCCCAUGGCCUUCUCAAGCAGCUAGGUUUGAUGAUCUUUUCGCCUCCACCUCAUCGCGUUCAGAGCUGAGGAAACCGGUCUAUGACAAGCCUGUGUACGAUGAGGAUGUCUUUGAAGCUAUCACUGAGCUUCAGUACAAUGAGGAUGUUUUUGAAGCUAUCCCUGAGCUUCAGUGCGAUGAGGAUGUCUUUGAAGCUAUCUCUGAGCUUCAAAUCCCAUCUACUUCUCAACCAGACGAUGUUUUCAGAGUUUAG